Molecule: messenger RNA, 3387 nt
Organism: Lobosporangium transversale
Lineage: Eukaryota; Fungi; Mortierellomycota; Mortierellomycetes; Mortierellales; Mortierellaceae
Exons: 11
Coding region: 1-3387 (1128 amino acids)
Cellular component (GO): membrane
Molecular function (GO): ABC-type transporter activity; ATP hydrolysis activity; ATP binding
Source: RefSeq, a predicted model, not a curated record
AUGGCCCCAGAUGAUUUUUCAUCGCCUGAAACUCUUUUUCGACGUGGUGAUGCAGCCGAUAACAAGAAGCAGCCAAAAGAGCCCAGAAAGAGGGAUGAUCUUCACCAAUCUCACCCAGAACAAAAGAAUCUAGUUGAACUACAAGCACUACUUGACCCCAAGUCGUUCGGGCCCUUUGAAGGCUUGAAUAAUAGCCAGCUGGAGACUGUUACAAAGGCUCUUUUGCCCACCGGACUGAAGUCCUCAAAGGACCUCAGCUUGGAAAAGCUUCAACAGAUUGUACGUGAUUUUCAUGCGAAUGAGACCCGGACCGAUGUCCUUACUCAAUUACCAUUGGACUUUGAGCCUGAAAAGAGCAUCUUCAGCUUCUUCUAUACAAUGAAAUCCUUCAAGGAUCCAACAGUUGACUUGCUAGAAUGCCCUGUGGCCUCGACUCCUACGAGCCCCAAUGACACUCCAGCAGGCCUAGUCUGGGAAUGUGAGGCUGGCAACUUUUGUGCUGCGCCCAAUAUUUCGGUGCCAUGCCUCCCUGGAUUCUAUUGUCCAGAAAAUACAGCGCAGCCAACCCUUUGCUGCAAAGGGUACUUAUGUAGCACUGAUACCAAAUCAAUAGAGGUUUGCCCUGAGGGAUACUUUUGUCCACUUGCUUCAACUAGGGCUCUUCCGUGCAAUUUCUUAGGGUUCUGCCCACGUGGUACAUCUGCGAUUGAGAAAUAUGGUCUAGGUGCAGUCUUGUUGGUAUUUGCAUUGUUUGUUAUGGGGAUGUUUGCGAUCAAAAAGAGGAUCGUUAGAGCACAGCACAUUCGCUAUUCUCGACGUCUUCGUGAAUUGGGUGACAAUAGUGCUGAAAUAGAGAGUGAGAAGAGGCGUAAGAAGGAAGUUGCAGAGCUUGCACAGUCUAUAAUAAUCGAGGAUAGGAUUAGGGCAGCUUCGUCAAGAUCACGGGGCGGUGGUGGCGGUGGCGGCGGUUUAGAAGGUGCAUAUGACUUCGCGGCCAGCCAGCGUAGCCUGGCUCUUGCAGCUGCGGCUGCUGGAAAUAUGAAUGCCAGCACGAUGACACUGCCCAGAGCAGAACGUUCAUUUGAUAUCUGUUUUGAAAAUUUGGGGUUGACCUUGCCGACAGGUUCUGAUAUUAUUAAGAAUAUCAGCGGAAGACUUAUUGCUGGUAGAACAUGUGCUGUUAUGGGACCCUCGGGCGCAGGGAAGACAACCUUCUUGUCAAUCCUCGCUGGAAAGGUCGCCAAGACAGACGGAAUUAUCAAAGUCAAUGGUAAAGAACAGACACUGAGUCUCUGGAAGAAAUUAAUUGGGUUCGUUCCUCAGGAGGAUAUCAUGCUAUCAGAAUUGACUGUUCGCGAGAUUUUGAUGCAUUCAGCAAGAAUGCGACAGCCUGUCCACAUGAGUCAUAACGAAAAGCGCCUUAAGGUCUUGGAGGUAAUUCAAUUCCUUGGAAUUGGUCAUAUUAUGGAUAAUCCCAUCGGCGAUAUCGAAACACGCGGUGUUUCAGGCGGUGAGCGCAAGCGUGUCAAUAUUGGCAUGGAGCUUGUCGCUUCUCCCUCGAUCCUAUUUUUGGAUGAACCAACAUCGGGCCUUGACUCCGCUACCUCACUUGAAGUCUGUAAACUGCUUAAGCAAAUUGCUCAAGAGCAGUUUUUGACAGUAGCAGCGAUCGUUCACUCACCAUCGCCCCAUGCUUUCAAUCAAUUUGAUGAUUUGUUACUUUUGGGUGCGGGCGGCCGUGUUGUAUACGCUGGCCCUCGAGAGGAGGCUGCUCAUUACUUUGAAAGCAUCGGAUAUCCUGUCCCCGACGGCGAAAGUCCAGCAGACUUCUUCAUCUCCCUUGCUGCCGGGCGUGUGGAAAAAGCCUCAUCAGCUUCGUUAGGCUAUUUUAGAAGGCGUGGGGGCGACAAUAGCCAGGAGCGACCUCAUAAUGAUCGGCGAAGCCCCAGGAGCAAGAGUCCAAAAGAGCGAGUCAAUGAGCUAUUCGUCCAUUGGGAACAGUACAGUAAUGACAGAGAUAUGAGCAAAGCAGGGAGACAUGCUAUCCACGAGAGCGACACCAUGACCACUGUCCACCUUUCGAACUAUGACUCGAAUCAGGCAUCUCCUAUCAAGCAUGACUUGGCCAAACAGACUGGAAUGCACCUGGAUGCCCAUGACCAUGACUACCGUCUUGAAGAGAAGCGAUUCGGACUGACAACAGCAGCAGCUCUUGUGGAGUAUAAUUGCCAUAUUUCAACAAUGGCUUUGCAUCAAACUUCUCGGCCUCAGUCACCUACAUAUAGCGUCCCCAUUUCUACUCUGGAAGGUUCAUCCAGUUAUACCUCAUGUGAUAGCACUGAGAAGUCUAAUAAGAGCCUUAAAAAGCACGGGUUUUUGUCAUCUGUUCAUAUGUCCUUGAUCUCCACUUGGGCGGACAUUGGAUACUGGUGCAGAGAUGUCGCAGACGAGUUUAGUCAUUGGCUUUGGAGCAUCAAGUGCAAGUUUACAGGAGAAAAAGAUCCAGUCCGCGAAACACCAUCGUUCGGCAGUGUCUUCAUCCUCUGUUUCAGGCGUGCUUGCCUACAAAACUAUCGAUCCCAACUCGAUUUCUUGGGAGACCAGGCUUUACAUUUGGCUUGUGGCCUUUGUGUAUCAUUUGCUUCUAAAGACAUGUUGUAUAUCCCCCGUCAACCAGCCGAGAUUUGCGCGAUAGCGCCCCCAGCGUUGCAGUUAACAUGUGCAACGCCCUUCGAUGACAUUGGUUAUGUUGGCAUGUUUAUGACGCUCGGAAUAUUUUUCGCAGGCAUUAGUGUCGGGACUCGUACAUUCGGCGACGAAAAAGCUGUGUUUUGGCGUGAUUCCUCCGCAGGCAUGCCUACUCUCCCGUACUAUCUUGCCAAGAUCCUGGCCGAUGUGCCUCGUAUGAUCGUUGCUACCUGCAUGUAUACAAGUUCAUUCAUAUUCUUCUUUGCAUAUAACCAGAAGAUGACUCAGCUGUUGGCACUUGUCUUAAUUAUAUACAUCAACGCGUUUGCUCUGGGCUACUUCGUCUCAGCGGCCUUCAAUCGCUCUAUGCUUGGGUUGGCAGGGACGGGUAUGUCUCUUACAUGGGCUCUGGUCUUCAGCGGUUCAUCGCCUCGUCUAUACAAGGUCAUGACGAGCCCCAGAUAUGCCUCUGUUCGCUGGCUUUGGACUGUUAGUGCCCCAAGAUGGGCAGUUGAGGCAUUUUAUCUGAAAGAAAUGGAAUUCAGAGACUAUAAUGAACUCAAGCAUCAUCUGUUAGUGGACACAUUUUCAUUCGACAACUAUAAGAAAGCCAUCUCGUACAUGCUUUAUAUUGCUCUUUGCUGGAACUUAAUUGUAUUUAUGUUAAUGAAGUUGUUGAACCGCCACAAGGUCAAGUAA